GUCUGCUGUGUGCGAGUGGGAGAUGGACCGAGGGCGCUCUUCCGAUUAGCGAAUGCUAAAAGAGUCUCACAUAGCAAGAACUAUUGAUAUAUCAGACUUGAUUGGCUUUAACCUGAAAACAAAACAAAUAAGUUUACUGUCUUUCACAUCCGCUCCACACACACCAACACGGGAUUGAUGGUAAUGUAUGCAAGGAAACCAGCGAGACUCGGCGAUGGGUGCAACGAUCGAAGGGACUCACAGCCCUAUCAGACUCUUAAAUACUCAUCGAAGAGUCACCCCGGUAGCGACCACCGGCAUGAGAAGAUGCGAGACCCUGCUGAUGCCACCCCACCGUGCAAAAUCCUGCGGCGAUCUGACAGCCCAGACAACAAACACACCGACAAUUCCAGUCAUGGCCGGGCGAAAGCGAUCCACACACACAGAGGCAGAGAGAGGGAUGGAGGGACCAGUUAUUCCCCUCAGGAGAACUCCCACAACCACAGUGCUCUGCACAGCGCCAACUCCCAUUCCAACCCCAGCAGGACGGCUGACACACCCUAUGAGCCUGCAGAUGACUGGUCCGAGCACAUUAGUUCCUCUGGGAAGAAGUACUACUACAACUGCAGGACGGAGGUCUCACAGUGGGAGAAGCCCAAGGAGUGGCUGGAAAGAGAGCAGAGGCAGAAAGAGGCUGCUAAGACGACGGUAGUCAACAGCUUCCCCAAAGACAGAGACUACAGACGGGAGGCCAUGCAGGCUACGGUUGCCUCCAACUUCCCUAACAAGUCGGCAUCGGAGAAGCCUUCCUCCCUGUCCUGCACGUCUCAGUCCUCCUCUUCCUCGGCGUCCGUGGCCAGCGGCGCCGCUCAGGCCGGCUCGGCCUCCGUCUCCACGGUGCCCGUCUCCCCGGUGCUGCAGUCCCCGGCCGCGCCCACCCUGCUCCAGGACCCGUCCCUCCUGAGGCAGCUGCUGCCCGCGCUGCAGACCGCCCUGCAGCUCAACAACGCCAGCGUGGACAUGGCCAAGAUCAAUGAGGUUCUGACAGCAGCCGUGACUCAGGCGUCGCUGCAGUCUAUGCUGCACAAGAUCCUCACGGCCGGCCCGUCUGCCUUCAACAUCACCUCCCUGCUCUCCCAGGCUGCCCAGCUGUCUAACCAAGCCCAGCAGUCCAGCCAGUCGCCCAUGUCUCUGACUUCAGACGCCUCGUCGCCCCGCUCCUACGUGUCCCCCCGGAUCAGCACCCCCCAGACCAACACCGCGUCCCACAAGCCCCUGCUCAGCACGCCGCCCGUCGCCACGCAGACCAAGGCGAGCACACCUGUUGUAAAGGCCGGCUCUCACCCGCAACCCUCUCCCCAGCAGCCCCUCUCCUCCGACAAGCACCACGACACGGCCAGCUCUCCCCGCAACCUGCAGAGGCAGAGCAGUCAAAGAAGCCCCUCCCCUGGCCCCAACCAUGUCGCCGCGAGCAACAGCAGCACCAGUAACAACGGCAGCAGCAGUAGAGUGGGCGUGGCAGCCGGUGCCAGUGGUGGCGCCCAGGUGGACCCCACGGGACGGUCGGCGUGCUUCACCCCCUCCCUGGCGGCACACUUUGACGAGAACCUCAUCAAGCACGUGCAGGGCUGGCCUGCAGAGCAUGUCGAGAAACAGGCGUCUCGGUUACGCGAGGAGGCCCACACCAUGGGCAGCAUCUACAUGUCGGAGAACUGCACCGAGCUGAAGAACCUGCGCUCUCUGGUGCGGGUGUGUGAGAUCCAGGCCACGCUGCGCGAGCAGAGGAUACUGUUUUUGAGACAGCAAAUUAAGGAACUUGAAAAGCUGAAGAAUCAGAAUUCCUUUAUGGUGUGAGGACUUGCGUUGCCGGAGUGUUGGGGAUCUGGAAAAGAGUGGAGAGGAGAGAGGGGCAGAAGGGUGUGUGGGUGUGUGUGUGUGUGUGUGUGUGUUUGCGUGUGUGGGUGCAUGUGUGUUGGUGUUUGUGUGGUGCAUCAACCUGUUGCACACAUUCAGAACCCUGGAGAGCCACAGUUGUGCUGUUUGGGCCCAGCUGUGCCCGUAAACAGAACUGCAUCCACUUUUGGACCAAGUGGGAGAAUGUGUGUGUGUGUGUGUGUGUGUGUGUGUGUGUGUGUGCGCGCGUGUGUGUGUGUGUGUAUUGGUGUUAGGGUGGAUGUGACGGGGUGUUGAAACAGGACCGCCCCACGCCUCUCCUCUCCGCCCUGAGCGUGUAGAUUUCCAGUAGAUGUUAUUUCCAUGUUUGUAAAUAGGUUUUGUAGAAGCCAUGGAAAGCCAUGCCUAUCAGAGAAACAGAAGAAGAAGAAGAAGAA
Sardina pilchardus (European sardine) is the source of this 2309-nucleotide messenger RNA. It is a transcript of the gene waca, whose product is annotated as WW domain containing adaptor with coiled-coil a. The transcript is spliced from 13 exons. Bases 178 to 1833 code for a protein of 551 amino acids. Gene Ontology annotation, cellular component: nucleus. Gene Ontology annotation, molecular function: chromatin binding; RNA polymerase II complex binding. Gene Ontology annotation, biological process: regulation of autophagy; positive regulation of TORC1 signaling. Lineage: Eukaryota; Metazoa; Chordata; Actinopteri; Clupeiformes; Clupeidae. The record is from RefSeq and is a predicted model, not a curated record.